Molecule: messenger RNA, 687 nt
Organism: Filobasidium floriforme
Lineage: Eukaryota; Fungi; Basidiomycota; Tremellomycetes; Filobasidiales; Filobasidiaceae
Exons: 2
Coding region: 1-687 (228 amino acids)
Source: RefSeq, a predicted model, not a curated record
AUGGCUCUAGAUGCUAAGACCGAUCCCUACCUUACCGAUGAACAGCGAGCUUUCGUCGAAAAUAUGCGAGACUCUGCAAUCCAGAUUCUCCAGCUUCGGGACACCAGCUCCGACAUGAGAAACUGGCCGGGGCGCUGGUUUUACGGCCUGAGCGAUGACAAGGCUGAGACCCUGAUCGACGAGAUGAUUAAGGUCUUUCGCAUCAGGGUCAACGACUAUCUCAAAGGGGACGUUCCCUUCGAGCUGAUCCCUUACAUGUGGCCUGUGGUCGUAAUCUUGACGGAAGAUGAAUCUCCCAUGAUCGAGGGUCUCAGGUUUCAAUACUUCCCUGAGCAUUUCUCGCCAGGGGUUUCGGCUCACGACAGAUUUGAGCGGACCUAUAGUAAGCUCUUCAUCUUGUCGCAUCUCCGACGGCAACGUGAGCUUGAGACUAAAACCCUCGUGGACGUCCGCAGAAGCGAUCAUGGCAAAAGAUCUUUAGCUGAGAAGGGGCUUCGAGCGAAAUUCUACCGCAGAAUCGUAACUGCUUCGCACUGUAGCAUCUUCGGUUCGAUAGCAGCUGGCGACAAGUUGGAGUCACAAAUAUCGACCGUCGGUUUCAACGGUGUAGCUUCGCUUUCGAGCAUUAUUUCAAGAAAAGAUCUGUAUAAACCGCUGAGAUAUAAGCGACAAAUUGAACCUGACUGA